Fusarium falciforme is the source of this 1698-nucleotide messenger RNA. RefSeq names its product Amino acid permease. Lineage: Eukaryota; Fungi; Ascomycota; Sordariomycetes; Hypocreales; Nectriaceae. Gene Ontology annotation, cellular component: membrane. Gene Ontology annotation, biological process: amino acid transmembrane transport. Bases 1 to 1698 code for a protein of 565 amino acids. Gene Ontology annotation, molecular function: amino acid transmembrane transporter activity. The record is from RefSeq and is a predicted model, not a curated record. The transcript has 6 exons.
AUGUCUUUACCAUCUCCCACAAAGGAUCUCGAGAACCAGGCCACGGUUAAACCGCAGUCUCACGAUGAAGAAGAGGGCACCACCCAUCCGGAGGGUCACCUCAAGCGUGACCUGCGCAGUCGACACAUGCAGAUGAUUGCUAUCGGUGGUGCUAUCGGUGCUGGUCUCUUUGUCGGCUCUGGUAGUGCUCUUCACAAAGGUGGUCCUGCGUCUCUGGUCGCUGUAAGAAUUCUUCCCAUUACGCUCGAUUUCAAGACGAUAAUUGACGAACAUAAUAUCAUAGAUCUCAUCAUCGGCGUCAUGUUGCUGAUCACCAAUAUGGCUCUGGCGGAAAUGGCCGUUCUGUAUCCCGUCAAUGGUGCCUUCUACACUUACAUUGUCCGCUUUGUUGAUCAAUCUUGGGGCUUCGCCUGCGGUUGGGAGUACGCUCUAUCCUGGCUCACCGUUCUUCCCUUUGAGCUGAUCGCCGCAUCAAAAACGAUUGAGUUUUGGCGUACUGAUAUCCAUAUGGCCGUGUGGGUCACUGUCUUCCUUGUCGCUCUCACCAUUGUGCAAGUCUUCGGUGUCCGUGGCUAUGGCGAAGUCGAGUUCGUUCUUUCUAUUAUCAAGAUCUGCGCUUGCCUGGGUUUCAUCAUCCUCGGUAUCAUCAUCAACUGCGGUGGUGUCGGCGAUCAGGGUUACCUUGGCACCAAGUACUGGUACGACCCUGGUGCCUUUACUAAUUUCAAGGGGUUCUGCGCCGUCUUCGUUGUUGCGGGCGAGUUCUUCCCAUCCUCUUUCGCCUUCGGCGGUACUGAGAUGGUUGGUCUCGCUGCUGCUGAGUCUGCUAACCCCCGGAAGUCUAUUCCCACUGCUUCUAAGCAGGUCUUCUGGCGUAUCGCCCUCUUCUACGUUAUCAACCUCUUCAUCGUCGGUAUCAUUCUCCGAAGCGAUGAUGAGCGUCUUCUCGGUGCAUCUGGUGCUGAUACAAAGGCUUCGCCUUUCGUCUUGGCUAUUCAGGAUGCCAGCAUUAAGGUCCUUCCGUCUAUCUUCAACGCCGUUAUCACUAUCUCCGUCUUGUCUGUUGCCAACUCGUGCACUUUCGGCUCCACUCGAACGAUGCAGGCUAUGGCGACUCGCGGUCAUGCCCCUAAAUUCCUGAACUAUAUUGAUAGCAAGGGCCGCCCUCUCUGGUGCGUGCUCAUUCAACUUGCUUUUGGUCUCUUGGCCUACGUCGGCGAGUCUCCAAAAGGUGGUCAAAUCUUUGACUGGCUUCUCGCCCUUUCCGGUCUCGCAUUCCUUUUCGUAUGGGGCAGCAUUUGCCUUGCCCACGCCCGUAUGCGCGCUGGUUUCAAGGCCCAGGGCAUCAACUUGGGGCUUGUCCCCUAUAAGUCUCCGUUCGGUGUCGUGGGCAGUUACAUCGGCCUUGGUCUGAACGUUCUUGCUCUUAUCGCCACCUUCUACUCUGCCCUUUUUAAGUUUAAGGCUCCUGAUGGCUCCCCACCAACCGCUGAGGCCUUCUUCAUGUCCUUCCUCGCCGCCCCCGUCAUUCUCGCCCUGUACCUUGGUUGGAAGGUUUACUCUCGUGACUGGAAGUUGUAUGUCGGGGCCAGUGAGAUGGAUCUUCACACCGGAAUUGUUUUGCUUGAAGAGGAGGAGCCUGAGGAGGAGAAGACGUGGGCUUCUCUACCUAAGCGCAUUGUGCGUGCAGUUGUCUAA